This is a messenger RNA of Aaosphaeria arxii CBS 175.79, 756 nucleotides long. Its product is annotated as oxidoreductase. The coding region runs from base 1 to 756 and encodes 251 amino acids. The record is from RefSeq and is a predicted model, not a curated record. The transcript is spliced from 3 exons. Lineage: Eukaryota; Fungi; Ascomycota; Dothideomycetes; Pleosporales.
AUGCCUAAUAAACUCAGUGGUAAAGUUGCACUUGUUACGGGGGGUGGAUCCGGCUUCGGCGCAGCCAUAUCAGCCCGUUUUGCGGAAGAAGGAGCCAAAGUUUUCAUCGGUGAUAUCAACUUGACCGGAGCUUCAGCCAUCGCCAAUAAGUACCCGGAUCGGGUCAUUGCAGGUGAACUGAACGUAACGAAACGAUCAGACUGGGAUGCAGCAGUGAAGCGCAUCAUCACAGAGUUUGGCAGGUUGGAUAUUCUUGUUAACAAUGCUGGCACAAGCCACAAGAACAAGCCUACUCUGGAAGUGACGGAGGAAGAAUAUCACUUGACGUUCAACGUUAAUUGUUUCGGUAUCUUCCAUUCGAUCCAAGCGGUUUUCCCUAAUUUUCUCACCCAGGGCGGUGGGGUUUGCUUGAACAUCUCCAGUGUUGGCGCCGAUAGGCCUCGCCACGGUCUGGUAUGGUACAAUGCGAGCAAGGGCGCAGUUUCAAAUGCCACAAAAGGUCUUGCAUUGGAGUAUGGACCAAAAAACAUCCGGGUGAACAGUAUCUGCCCGCUGUUGUCGGGCACAGGGCUAUUUGAAGCCUUUACUGGGGUUGCUGAUACGUUGGAGAACCGCGCAAAGUACAUAUCAAAUGUCCCUUUGGGCCGUUUGAGCGAAGUUGAUGAUGUUGCUAAUGCUGCUCUUUUCUUAUGUUCCGAUGAGGCAAGCUUCAUCACUGGUGUCAAUUUUCCUGUAGAUGGUGGAAGGGGCAUUUAA